UAAGUGUGUGCAUUCAAAAUCAAAAGUUGCAAUGAUAAUAACAUUAACUCUUGGUUUUCUGAUUUCAGCUACUGAAUGGGUAAAGGGGAGGCAGAUGGAAGAAGUUGUAACUAUUAAGAAUACGGAAAUUGCAAAACAUCUUUCUCUCCCACCAGUUAAGCUGCACUGCAGCAUGCUUGCUGAGGAUGCAAUAAAGGCUGCUGUCAAAGAUUAUGAAGCGAAGCGUGCAAAAUCAGGUGCCAGUUCAGAGGCUGCACCUGCUGAGAAAGCAGCUAAUGCUUGAGA
Molecule: messenger RNA, 285 nt
Organism: Camellia sinensis
Lineage: Eukaryota; Viridiplantae; Streptophyta; Magnoliopsida; Ericales; Theaceae
Product: iron-sulfur cluster assembly protein 1-like
Biological process (GO): iron-sulfur cluster assembly
Molecular function (GO): iron ion binding; iron-sulfur cluster binding
Source: RefSeq, a predicted model, not a curated record